CGGGAAGUUUGAACAGACCGGCAUCCAUGCCCGGGAAAGAGAGGAUGGACGAUUCGGUUGCAAUUCUGUGUCAGAUAUCUCAGCUCAAGGACAUGCUUGAUAAGGUGAACGAGGAAAUCGAGGCUAACAUCAAGAUCACCAGAGAAAUCGAAUCGGAGAUUGUCAAGUGCUCCGAAGCCGAGGUCUCCCUGCUUGCCCAAGAAUCGGAGCUGAUGCAAAGAGCGUACAUGCAACAGUUCGAAAUCAAAGGCUUGAUGGCCGCCACUGCUGCUUCAAAAACCUCCCACAAAUCAUUAGAGGAAGAGUUAGGUUCUCUUAAAAGGAAGCAGGAUGAGAUACUGACCCGAAUGAACAUCCAACGGUUUUCCAAAGCUGUAAUAUUAUUGAUGAAAGCUGCGGUUUGUUCUUGAAGUUCAUAAUAUGAAAAUCCUAUGCGGUGUUCUCCACAAAUGAUGUUUCCAGAGUAGGCAAAAGGUAAUUAUUUGUUACUGUACAGAGAAAGGUUCCUGAAAUCAUGCAUGGAUUUUCAAAAAAACAUUAGCAAACAAGAGAAUGAUGAAAUUGGGGCUUUGAUCUUGAAGAAAGAGCUCCUACAAAGUGAAGUUCAUUCCUUAAACACAAGAAAUUCUGAUCUACAAAACUCAAUGGCUGCAUUUGUUGAAGAAAUUCUUGAAGAUCUCCAGAAUUCUAUUCAUGGUACUUUGUUAAUAUGCUACAAUAAUCUUUACUUUCCUUCCAUUUUUGGAAUAACAUAGAGCAGGUAGGUCAAUAUGUUGGGGGCAUGUACGUUACUGACACAGUUUUCUUUGGCUUAAAAACAGGUCAAUAUAUUUGUUUGUAUAGUUCCUUUUAUAUUUUUUUUAUGUUUAAUCACAGACUUUUUAAGUUAUUACUUAUUACUAAGGUUUACCAACAUUUGGUGCUACAUCACUACUAAAACAUAUGGUUUCCAUGUUCUAUGGCUUCUUUGUCCAUUCUAUAUCUCUAGAGAUUGACAUAAGAAUUCUAGAGAAUGAAAAAGAGAAAUUGAUGAAGGAUAUUGAUGAAUUGAAGAAGACAUUGAUUCAGCUAUGCCAAUGUGAUAAAUCUUACUAAGCUUUUUUCGCUUCUUAUUGUAUUGGCAUUUCUCUUAUAGUACAACCUCGGGCCCAGUUCCCAUUCACUUGCAAACAAUCUAGAUGUAGCAGAAGGGAAAAUUAUUUAGACAAUAAGAGAGCAGAAGUUCAAAGUAAACCCUAGGGAGUCUUGGGGUCCCUACAUAAUCCAAU
This is a messenger RNA of Cuscuta epithymum, 1268 nucleotides long. NCBI's taxonomy places the organism in Eukaryota, Viridiplantae, Streptophyta, Magnoliopsida, Solanales, Convolvulaceae. The record is from the annotation of a GenBank genome assembly.